GCCUCGGCCCCGCCCCUGCCCUGAGCGCCUGCCAAUCAGCGGAGCGGGAAGCCGGAUUGGCCGAGGCGAGGCCGUUGCCCGGGAGCCGCCGCCCCGCCCCCCGCCCGCUCCUCCCCCCCCCCGCCCCCCCCAGGGCCCUGGGAAGGGGCGCAGCGUGGGAAAGGGAUGGUUGAGUUUUAACCGGAGGCAGGGCGUGAGCGGGAUCAGUGUGUGCGGAACGCGAGCAGCCGAGCGCGGAGAGGCGCCGCUGCUGUUAACUCCUCCCUGCCCGCCGCGCCGACCCUCCCCCGGAGUCCCCGCGCAGCCAGCAUGAAGCGAGCCCACCCCGAGUACAGCUCCUCGGAUAGCGAGCUGGACGAGACCAUCGAGGUGGAAAAGGAGAGUGCGGAUGAGAAUGGAAACUUGAGUUCGGCUCUAGGUUCCAUGUCCCCAACGACAUCUUCACAGAUCUUGGCCAGGAAAAGACGGAGAGGCAUCAUUGAGAAGCGCCGAAGAGACCGGAUCAAUAACAGUUUAUCAGAGCUGAGGAGGCUGGUACCCAGCGCUUUUGAGAAGCAGGGAUCUGCUAAGCUAGAAAAAGCCGAGAUCCUGCAGAUGACCGUGGAUCACCUGAAAAUGCUGCAUACUGCCGGAGGGAAAGGCUAUUUUGACGCGCACGCCCUGGCUAUGGACUAUCGGAGUUUGGGGUUUCGGGAAUGCCUGGCGGAAGUUGCCCGUUACCUGAGCAUCAUUGAAGGACUAGAUGCCUCUGACCCUCUUCGAGUUCGUCUGGUCUCGCAUCUUAACAACUACGCCUCCCAGCGGGAAGCGGCGAGCGGCGCCCACGCAGGCCUUGGACACAUUCCCUGGGGGAGCGCCUUCGGACAUCACCCGCACGUCGCGCACCCCCUGUUGCUGCCCCAGAACGGCCACGGGAACACUGGUACCACGGCCUCGCCCACGGAACCGCAUCACCAGGGCAGGUUGGCUUCGGCACAUCCCGAGGCGCCUGCCUUGCGAGCGCCCCCUGGCGGCGGCCUUGGACCGGUGCUCCCCGUGGUCACCUCCACCUCCAAACUCUCGCCGCCUCUGCUCUCGUCGGUGGCCUCCCUCUCCGCCUUCCCCUUCUCAUUUGGCUCCUUCCACUUACUGUCUCCCAAUGCACUGAGCCCUUCGGCACCCACGCAGGCAGCAAACCUUGGCAAGCCCUAUAGACCUUGGGGCACGGAGAUCGGAGCUUUUUAAAGAACUGAUGCUGUAGAAUGGGGGAGGGGAAAGCUUAAAAUCCCAGCUGAGCUGGGGGCUCUUGCCAACAUCACCUUAAAGUCGUCAGUAAAAGUAAAAAGAAAAAAGGUACACUUUCAGAUAACUUGUGUUGAAAGACUAAAGGUUUGUUGGUUUACUUUUUCUUUUUUAAUGUUUUUUAAUCAUGUCAUGUAUUAGCAGUUUUUAAAAACUAGUUGUUAAAUUUCGUUCCAGACGUUAAGUCGAAAUAGUCGGUAUAAACCAACACUCGGUGAUAGGUUUGUACUGUCCCGAAUUUAAUUUGUAAACUUAUCUGUCUAAGGAUGAUUCCAUUUUUGCCUCAAAGUUUUGGGAAUUUUAACAUUUAGUAUUUUUGGUCUGUUUUUCUCCUUGUAUAGUUACAGUCUGUUUUUAGAAUUAAUUUUCCAAACCACUAUGCUCAGUGUUAACGUGAUGCUACUUGUUAAUAUUUUGACAAUUAAGGUGUUGUAUAAAUAAUAUUCUUUUUGGGGGGGAACUAUAAUGAAUUUUAUAUUUCUGAACAAAGCGUUGACAAAUCAGAUGAUCAGCUUUAUCCAAGAAAGAAGACUAGUUAAUUCUCUGCCUCCUACAGCAGUAAGGUGAAUGUAGAAACCAUCAGGGGCCGUGAAUCCAUAUGACUGACUGCUGUCACCUGCCAGGACUCACAGUGCUGGCUUAGUUAGGAGACAGCCAUUUGUAGGUUAGGUCCCCAGGUGGAGCUGGCAGUGGGAGACUGAAGAUGAUUACAGAGAAUAUGCCUGCAUUUACCAGUCCCAAGCAAUGCAAUGAAUUUUUAAUCUCACGGGGUCUCAAGUUCACAGACGUUAACAUGGCCGAGUGAUCCCGUGUGCUGCAGUGGUCAAUCGAAGAGUCCAGUGGAACUCGUGAAAUGCAUAAGCUCAUUCUUCCUGCAACUGCCAUGUUUUCUUUUAACUGGAAAUUUUCAUGUUGUGUUUUCCUUUUUGGUGCAUGGAUACGUGGUCGUUGACAUAUUUAAAAGGGCUUUGCUGCCUUCUUUUGGGUUUAUUUAAUUCGAUUCGGGCUGUAAAUGCGUCACUUUACAGCUUUGUUCCUUUGGCAGGUGUAGUCCAAACGGCCGCCACUGAACUGGGCUUGACCUCUGUUGUACUGAUGUGUUGUGACUAAAUAAAAAAGAAAGAACAAACUA
Equus quagga is the source of this 2413-nucleotide messenger RNA. RefSeq names its product hes related family bHLH transcription factor with YRPW motif 1 (gene HEY1). The record is from RefSeq and is a predicted model, not a curated record. The transcript is spliced from 5 exons. Gene Ontology annotation, cellular component: nucleus. Gene Ontology annotation, biological process: negative regulation of neuron differentiation; regulation of transcription by RNA polymerase II; anterior/posterior pattern specification. Gene Ontology annotation, molecular function: RNA polymerase II cis-regulatory region sequence-specific DNA binding; DNA-binding transcription factor activity, RNA polymerase II-specific; protein dimerization activity. Bases 310 to 1224 code for a protein of 304 amino acids. Lineage: Eukaryota; Metazoa; Chordata; Mammalia; Perissodactyla; Equidae.